AUGGACACAGGCCGAGAUCAGGCAAGCCAAAUCAGACACAUGUGGCUGCUGUCAAUCAAAGAAUCGCAGACGAGGCAGAAAGAUGCUUAUUCAGUAGGAAAGGUCAACACGUAUCAGCUUCUGUAUUGCCGUGUUGGAAUUGGUUAUCAUCUACAGAUCCAACCCAGUGGGACUGUAAGGGGUGUGCAUAUACCAACCAAGCACAGUUGGUUAAAGGUGUUUGCAGUGAAGCCUGGAGUAGUGGGCAUUCGUGGUGUGAAGAGCAGACUGUAUUUAUGUAUGAAUAAAGAAGGAUUUGCUCAAGGAAUGACACACUUUUCAUCAGACUGUCUAUUUAAGGAGCACCUACAGGAGAACCACUACACAACAUACUCAUCUGCAGCUCAUCCAGGCCUAUACCUCGCCCUGUCCCAAAAAGGACAUCUCAGGAGAGGCGAUCUGGUGCGUCCACACCAUGCCAGCAGUCACUUCCUGCCUCGCAAAGUCUCAAUGAGCUAAACAACAUCACA
Messenger RNA from Hemibagrus wyckioides, 509 nucleotides. RefSeq names its product fibroblast growth factor 9 (gene fgf9). Gene Ontology annotation, biological process: positive regulation of gene expression; positive regulation of protein phosphorylation; animal organ morphogenesis. Gene Ontology annotation, molecular function: fibroblast growth factor receptor binding; growth factor activity. The record is from RefSeq and is a predicted model, not a curated record. Bases 1 to 498 code for a protein of 165 amino acids. Lineage: Eukaryota; Metazoa; Chordata; Actinopteri; Siluriformes; Bagridae. The transcript has 4 exons. Gene Ontology annotation, cellular component: cytoplasm.